AUGAAGACGGGCCAUGUUGAUGCAUUCGAAAUAAAAGAACAACGUUUCUCUGCUACAAAAGGUCUGCCGAUCCCAAGCCCAGAAAAGGGAAUGGGAGGGGAAAACAUAUCAUCAUUUGGUUUGAUUUCAAAGUGGACAUUCCUCGAACAACACCGUAACCCUGCAAGACAAAGUGUGCCGAUACCAUGGGAACCACCUGCAUUCAAAAAGAUGGGUCUUGAGUUAACGUUUGAAGGAAAAAUAUUACGACAUGUAGCUGUUGGAUUAUUCAUACUGACAAUUGUUCAGUUACUCCUUUUGCUCAUCUUGGCUCUAUCGUGGAGAAUCAUUAUGGAACCGCCGCCAUUGGAGAGCAGCAUGCACUGUUUGAUAUGCAAUAAUGUCUCGCAACCGUACCCUUACAAUGACUUAGGAAACGUCAUUGAUGCACGAGGACAAAUGUAUAACGAGUCGGUAUGCUGUGAUCCCAUUCGUGAAGUUAUGGAGCGCCGCAUUCAAAACGAGAUGACAAAACAAUUUGCCGAAAACAGACAAGCAAAUCCGAGUCAUUUGGUCGGAGAAUCGUUUAUCACCGACUGUGAGUGGCAGGGGCUAAAAACGCCUACAGCUAAGCUGGUUGGAGUGGUAGAUAGCGUACCAAGUGAUAUAGUCCAAGGUCAUUCAAAACUUCGAUGGAACAAAAACAGCCGCACAUUCACCGAAAACAAAUGCAUUCAUCUCGAGCUUGAGGGAGAAAUCUUCAUCGAAAGACCAGGCUACUACAUAGUAUCUUCAACGCUGAUUGUUAAUGCCACAGGAACGAACAAUACAACAGCAACCUUCAGUCACAGCCUUAAUCUGCUGUCCCACAAAUUUGGAACAACUGGUGUGCUUAUGCAACGCCAAAAAUCUAUAAAAGAAUCCGACAAUGUUAUUUUUACAAUUUCUAUAUCCGCGGUUUUUAAGCUCCACUUGUACGAUAGGAUAUCUGUAUCUGUCAGCGACCCAAACUAUUUAGCUCAUAACGAUUCUAACGACCGUUUUACUGCAUACUACACGUACGACAUGUCUUAAAUUCGAAUUCCUGCUCAAAUAGAAACCCAUUCCACUUCUCCAUAGCUAAAUAGUUUGAAUCGGACAGCACGGAUUAUAUUUUUUCUGUAUAAAAACUCCAAAGUUUGAUUUACAAUUGUGUUUGACAGAGGCUCAUGCAUUCAAUAAUAUUUUUCAAUCUUCGCUGUAUCAACAAGAAAUUAUCCACGAGUUUUUCAUUGUAUUUGACACUAAGCAUUUCUUUUAUCAUUAUUGUGUAUUCUUCGCUAUAUUAUUUAGACAGCUCCAAUGUACUGUGUUUGACCCUGACAGAUUAAUUUUAUAAUAAGAUAAACAAAUGCUUAUGUAACCAUAAUGUAAUUUUGUUAUGUUUCUUUACAAAAAAACAACAUUUGCAUUUUAUGUGUUGUAACGUUUGAAUCAAGGAUCAUUUACACCUGCUGUAUAAUGCCAGUCUUUAAAAACUCCAAAGUUUGAUUUACAAUUGUGUUUGACAAUGAGUCAUCCAUUCAGUAAUAUUUUUCAAUUUUCGCUGUAUCAACAAGACAUUAUCCAAGAGUUUAUAUUGUGUUUGACAAUGAUGCAUUCAUUUAUUAUUAUUGUGUUUUCUUCGCUAUAUUAUUUAGACAGCUCCAGUGUGAUGUGUUUCAUUGUAUUUGAUAGUGCCGCAUUCAUUUAUUAUUAUUGUGUAUUCUUCGCUAUAUUACUUUAAUUGGCAUAUUCAAUGAUGUUGUUUAUAGUGUGUUUGACACUGAUGCAUUCAUUUAUCAUUAUUGUGUAUUCUUCGCUGUAUUAUUUAGACAGCUCCAAUGUGAUGUGUCUCAUUGUAUUUGACACUGCCGCAUUCAUUUAUUAUUAAUGUGUAUUCUUCGCUAUAUUAUUUAGACAGCUCCAAUGUUUUUGUGUUUCAUUGUUAUUGACACUGAUGCAUUCAUUUAUAAUUAUUGUGUAUUCUUCGCUUUUUUAUUAAGACAGCUCCAAUGUUGUUGUUUUUUAUUGCAUUUGACACUGCCGCAUUUAUUUAUUAUUAUUGUGUAUUCUUCGCUAUAUCAUUUAGACAGCUUCAACGUUGUUGUGCUUCAUUGUAGUUGACACUUCUGCAUUUAUGUAUUAUUAUUGUGUAUUCUUCGCUAUAUCAUUUAGACAGCUCCAAUGUUGUUGUGCUUCAUUGUAGUUGACACUUUUGCAUUCAUUUAUUAUUAUUGUGUAUUCUUCGCUAUAUUAUUUAUAAAGCUCCAUUAUUGUUGUUUGUAUUGUAUUUGACACUGAUGCAUUCAUUUUUUAUUAUUGUGUAUUCUUCGCUAUACUAUUCAGACAGCUCCAAUAUUGUUGUUUGUAUCAUGUUUGGCACUGACCGAUUUAUGUUAUAAUAACAAAAACAAGUGCUUAGGUAAACACAAUGUAAUUUUGUUAUGUUGUAUUGUACAAAGCAAACAUUUGCAUUGUAUGUGUUGUAACGAUUGAAUCAAACAUUAUAUUAAC
Messenger RNA from Mya arenaria, 2514 nucleotides. RefSeq lists its product as uncharacterized. Gene Ontology annotation, molecular function: tumor necrosis factor receptor binding. Gene Ontology annotation, biological process: immune response. NCBI's taxonomy places the organism in Eukaryota, Metazoa, Mollusca, Bivalvia, Myida, Myidae. The transcript has 7 exons. Gene Ontology annotation, cellular component: membrane. The record is from RefSeq and is a predicted model, not a curated record. Bases 1 to 1053 code for a protein of 350 amino acids.